ACUUUAUGCGGCGGAAGUUGCUUGCUCAUCAGACACUUUCAAAGAUGGCUCUCGCUAGUGUGUUGAACAGUGAUUGUGCGGAUUUUUCAUUUGAUAUUUGUCAGUCUAAUACGUAUGCACAUGGAGCCGGACAGAUCGGCUCGGGGUUUGACGCUACACCGGGAGACGGCCUGAGUUUUUCCGUCAGAAACCCGCUGUGUGCCGCGGACGAUGACGGCGUCGAGAGGAAAAUCGAGUUCCUGCACGGGACCACCACUUUAGCUUUUAAAUUCCAGCAUGGCGUUAUUGUAGCAGUGGACUCCCGGGCCACAGCGGGCUCCUACAUCGCCUCGCAGACGGUAAAGAAGGUGAUUGAAAUCAACCCGUACCUGCUGGGUACCAUGGCUGGAGGAGCUGCAGACUGUAGCUUCUGGGAGCGCCUGCUGGCCCGCCAGUGCCGCAUCUACGAGCUUCGCAACAAGGAGCGCAUCUCCGUGGCUGCAGCCUCCAAGCUGCUCGCAAACAUGGUGUACCAGUACAAGGGCAUGGGACUCAGCAUGGGAACCAUGGUGUGUGGCUGGGACAAGAGAGGGCCAGGGCUGUAUUAUGUCGACUCAGAGGGCAACCGGGUGUGUGGCGACCUGUUCGCUGUGGGCUCAGGCUCCAUGUAUGCCUACGGCGUGAUGGACAGUGGCCUGCGUCACGACCUUUCUGUGGAGGAGGCUUGCGAGCUAGGCCGCCGUGCCAUCUACCAGGCUACAUACCGUGAUGCCUACAGCGGCGGGCAAGUCAACCUGUACCACGUCCACAGCGAGGGCUGGACCAGGGUCUCCCAGGAAGACGUGCUCAUGCUGCACCACCAGUACAAGGAACAGGCGCAGUCAUAAAAACCAAGAGCACAGGGGUGAGGGGAGGGGCAGAGGAAGUGAGGGGAGAAUAGAGUUUGUUCUAGUAUCUAUUGUUUAACAUGAUCUGAAAUGUCAGUAGGGAUGACACAUAAAUAAAAAGGACUCAUCUGCUGAUUGAUUUCCAUUACUUCUGUUACCCAUUUUGACCUGUUGCUAGCUUACAGCUUUAUAUUGUACAUUUUUAACAAUGCUGCACAGAGUAUGAUUUGAGGGGCUGCAAAGAGGAGGGGGGCAGAUGACUCAAACAUGCUUUAAUUCAGUGUGGGAGUAGUGUGGCUUUGACCUACAUACAUUUCAUUUGGAUCAUACCUUGGGAAACUACAUCUUCCUCAAUAAAACUUGAUGUUCUUUUUUUU
Molecule: messenger RNA, 1243 nt
Organism: Larimichthys crocea (large yellow croaker)
Lineage: Eukaryota; Metazoa; Chordata; Actinopteri; Sciaenidae
Gene: psmb5
Product: proteasome 20S subunit beta 5
Exons: 3
Coding region: 6-866 (286 amino acids)
Cellular component (GO): proteasome core complex; cytoplasm
Molecular function (GO): threonine-type endopeptidase activity
Source: RefSeq, a predicted model, not a curated record